AUCUUUCUCGAGAUUUUUCUCAACUUCUUAACGAUGCCAAUGAUUAUAAUAUCAUUAUUCAAGCUGGAAAAGAACCUGAGUUAAAAGAAUUUAAAGCUCAUUCUAAUGUUUUGUGUGCUAGAUCCUCUUAUUUUAAAAAUAUUUUACGCAAUAAACCUGUGGAAAAUGAAAAUGAAGCUAUAGUCAUAAAAACUGAUAUUUCUCCAAAUAUAUGUCUUGUGAUUCUUCA
Cetraspora pellucida is the source of this 229-nucleotide messenger RNA. The record is from the annotation of a GenBank genome assembly. NCBI's taxonomy places the organism in Eukaryota, Fungi, Glomeromycota, Glomeromycetes, Diversisporales, Gigasporaceae.